AUGGAGUCAAGUAAAAAGAUGGACUCUCAUGGUGCACUGCAGACUAACCCGCCACUAAAGCUUCACCCUGACCGCAGUGCUGGGACAUCAGUUUUCGUCCCUGAACAAGGAGGUUACAAAGAAAAGUUUGUGAAGACUGUGGAGGACAAGUACAAGUGUGAGAAGUGCCGCCUGGUGCUGUGUAACCCGAAGCAGACCGAGUGUGGGCACCGGUUCUGCGAGACCUGCAUGGCAGCCUUGCUGGGCUCCUCAAGUCCAAAAUGUACAGCGUGUCAAGAAAGCAUCAUUAAAGAUAAGGUAUUUAAGGAUAAUUGCUGCAAGAGAGAGAUUCUGGCUCUUCAGAUCUAUUGUCGGAAUGAAAGCAAAGGUUGUGCAGAGCAGUUAACACUGGGACAUCUGCUAGUACAUUUAAAAAAUGAUUGCCAGUUUGAAGAACUUUCAUGUGUGCGUGCUGACUGCAAAGAAAAAGUACUGAGAAAAGACCUGUGUGAUCACGUGGAAAAGGCCUGUAAAUACCGUGAGGCCACGUGCAAUCACUGCCGGAGUCAGGUUCCAAUGAUCACAUUGCAGAAACAUGAAGACACCGAGUGUCCCUGUGUGGUGGUGUCCUGUCCUCACAAAUGCAGUGUCCAGUCUCUUCUGAGGAGUGAGUUGAGUGCACACUUGUCAGAGUGUGUCAAUGCCCCCAGCACCUGUAGUUUUAAGCGCUAUGGCUGCGUUUUUCAGGGGACAAACCAGCAGAUCAAGGCCCACGAGGCCAGCUCUGCAGUGCAGCACGUCAACCUGCUGAAGGAGUGGAGCAACUCCCUAGAGAAGAAGGUUUCCUUGCUGCAGAAUGAAAGUGUAGAAAAAAACAAGAGCAUACAGAGUUUGCACAAUCAGAUAUGCAGCUUUGAAAUUGAAAUUGAGAGGCAAAAGGAAAUGCUUCGAAAUAAUGAAUCCAAAAUACUUCAUUUACAGCGGGUCAUAGACAGCCAAGCAGAGAAACUGAAAGAGCUCGACAAAGAGAUCCGCCCGUUCCGGCAGAACUGGGAAGAAGCGGACAGCAUGAAGAGCAGCGUGGAGUCCCUGCAGAACCGCGUGACUGAGCUGGAAAGUGUGGACAAGAGCGCGGGGCAGGCGGCUCGCAACACGGGCCUGCUGGAGUCCCAGCUGAGCCGGCAUGACCAGAUGCUGAGCGUCCAUGACAUCCGCCUGGCCGACAUGGACCUGCGGUUCCAGGUCCUCGAGACCGCCAGCUACAACGGUGUGCUGAUCUGGAAGAUCCGUGAUUACAAGCGGCGGAAGCAGGAGGCCGUCAUGGGGAAGACCCUGUCUCUUUACAGCCAGCCUUUCUACACUGGCUAUUUUGGCUAUAAGAUGUGUGCCAGGGUCUACCUGAACGGGGACGGAAUGGGGAAAGGGACGCAUCUGUCGCUGUUUUUUGUCAUUAUGCGUGGAGAAUACGAUGCUCUGCUUCCCUGGCCGUUUAAGCAGAAAGUGACGCUCAUGUUGAUGGACCAGGGGUCCUCUCGGCGUCACUUGGGAGAUGCAUUCAAGCCCGACCCCAACAGCAGCAGCUUCAAGAAACCCACUGGAGAGAUGAAUAUUGCCUCUGGCUGCCCAGUCUUUGUGGCCCAAACUGUUUUAGAAAAUGGGACGUAUAUUAAAGAUGAUACAAUUUUUAUUAAAGUCAUAGUGGAUACUUCGGAUCUGCCCGACCCCUGACGAGUCACUGGGGAGGUGGAUUUAGCAGAAGGUAACUCCUCUGGAGGGUUUGAACCAGUCUGUCUUCACUGAGGUCCUCGCGCUCAGAAAAGGACCUUAUGGAACGGAGGAAGCGGCAGAAGGCGGAUGCGCAGCGGGUGGGAGGAGCCCCACAUGAAAACAACCUGAUGUGCUUUCUAAUAGACUAGCAGCACUCCGCUCUGAGGAAUUAUUUAUCCUUCGACGAGAUAAAUACUGCUGUCAGAGAAGGUUUUCAUUUUAUUUUUAAAGAUCUAGUUAAUUAAGGUGGAAAACAUACGCUAAAAAAAAGAAACAUGAUUUUUCUUCCUUAAACUUGAAUAUCACAAAAAGAAAACACACACGUGUGGGGAUAGCUGGACAUGUCAGCAUGUUAAGUGAAAGGAAAACUUAUGAAAUAAUAAUACAAUCCUGAUAUAUUCAUUCUAAAACUCAAGAGUGCAAUCUUGUUUCAAAUAUAGUAUAUUGUCUAUUUUUAA
Molecule: messenger RNA, 2204 nt
Organism: Galeopterus variegatus (Sunda flying lemur)
Lineage: Eukaryota; Metazoa; Chordata; Mammalia; Dermoptera; Cynocephalidae
Gene: TRAF3
Product: TNF receptor-associated factor 3
Exons: 10
Coding region: 1-1707 (568 amino acids)
Biological process (GO): regulation of apoptotic process; protein K63-linked ubiquitination; innate immune response
Cellular component (GO): plasma membrane signaling receptor complex
Molecular function (GO): tumor necrosis factor receptor binding; zinc ion binding
Source: RefSeq, a predicted model, not a curated record